Molecule: messenger RNA, 652 nt
Organism: Medioppia subpectinata
Lineage: Eukaryota; Metazoa; Arthropoda; Arachnida; Sarcoptiformes; Oppiidae
Source: the annotation of a GenBank genome assembly
GGGUUCGGUUACACUGUUUUUCAAACAAAGUCCACUCAAGAUUGUGAGAGGAAAGGGACAGUAUAUGUACGACGAAGAGGGCAACGAAUACUUGGACUGUAUCAACAAUGUGGCACAUGUGGGCCAUUGCCACCCGCAUGUCGUCAAAGCGGGUGCCGAUCAGAUGUCACUCAUAUCGACCAAUAGUCGCUUCCUUCACGACAAUCUCGUUUUGUAUGCCAAACGAUUGACCGCUUAUUUCCCGAAAGAGCUCUCUGUUUGUUAUUUCGUUAAUUCCGGAUCGGAAGCAAACGAUUUGGCCAUUCGUUUGGCGAGAGCUCACACUAACCAUAAAGAUAUAAUCUCACUCGACGGUGCAUAUCACGGACAUCUCACCACAAUUGUUGACAUAUCGUCGUAUAAAUUUACAAAGAUUAAGGGCUCCAAACAGAAACCAUGGGUUCAUAUUGUGCCGUUACCCUGUUCGUAUAGAGGCAAAUACACGACAGACAAACACCCGGAGACCCACAUCGGAGCCCUCUAUGCUAAAGAGGUGCAGAAUCUUAUAAACAAUGCCCACAAUUCUGGCCGAAAUAUCGCCGCCUUUAUCGCCGAAUCAAUGAUCAGUUGCGGCGGACAAGUAGUACUGCCCCACCAUUUCCUCAAGACUGCA